AUGAAAGUAGAUCAUGGUAAAAAAGAGGAUCACCAUGUUGAUGACUGUGAGUUUGAGUUUGAGUGUGGUUCGAAUGAUGAUUUGAGCGUGGAUGGUCAAUCGAGUCGAUCUCAAGAAAUGGAGGAAGAGCAGCUGUUGGCAACCACCAUGAGCACUUCCUUUCUUCAUACAAUUCCGGAAGGCAGCAGUGACAUUGUAGGACCUGGCAUGUUGAAUCCUGCUAAUUUGGCAAACUUGAACUUGUCAGUCACACAUGCACAUGCACAGUCACAAAAAGCUCCCACUUCCAUUGCAGGCACUGCUGGAUUGGGAGCAUCAGUGUCAGCAUCAGCUUCAGCUUCAGUCAAGCAGACCACUGGCAGUCCACACACUGCCAGUGAGCUGCAUCAUGAUCAUGACCUGGAUCAGGACACUUACAUGUAUGGUGGUCAUGGUCAUGACAAACACACACACAAACACAAAAGGAGGACCAGGAGUCCUUCUUUCUCCAGCAAGAGAAAACUGGGCAUUGUCUGUUCUGUCACUCUAUUGGUGGUCAUGUUGGUGGUUUUGAUUCUCGUCAUGAUUGUGCACAAUCUAGAUCAUGACAAUGACAAUGACAACAACCAAGCAUACAAUGACACCCACCCUGGUACCAACACCAACACCAGCAACCACACAGACUUUUCUUCUGAUCCAAAUCACAUUGACUUGGUGGGAAUGGACAACCAAACCAAUUCCACCUCAAUGGAUUCAAGUCAAAAUCAAGGCAUCAAUGACACUGACCAAACUCAAACUCAAAAUGAACAACAGAAAACACCCUCCUUGGCACCCACUGCAGAAGGAACUCUCUUUGCAACUGCCAGCAUCAACGACAAUCCAAACAUUGAUGAUAUUCUCGCAGAUGAUGGCUUGUUUGCUGAUGAUGAUGCAACUGCCACCGGGAUACUCGACCUACUGGAUCAAGCCAUACUCAAUCUAUACACUUCAGAUGAUCCAAGAUUCAAUGUACUCGCUGACGUAUCAGACCAAGUCUUUGGCGAUCCACAAUCACACAGAUACCAAGCCAGAGCAUGGCUACUCAACAAUGACACACUCCUACAAAACACACUCAGUACCACUAUCACUCUGCAGAGAAUUACACAACGAUACAUCAUGGCUCUUUUCUACUUUGCAACCCUACAACAAACAAACCAAGACAACAACAACAACAACAACAACAACAACAACAACAAACUACUACGACGAACAACAAGAAGAAUCCAAAACACAAACACCAUCAAAUUCAACAUUCAACCCGACAUUCACGAGUGCUACUGGAUAGACAAUGCCUGUGGGCAGGAAGGAUCCACGAACAAUGCGCUCGCCACUACGCAAACUGCAACUACCACUACCAACGUUGAAGAAGACACACCCAUUGUAUACCUAAACAUUUCAGAUGCUGGACUCAAAGGAACACUACCAUUCGAACUAGGAUACCUCACCGAGUUAAGGGAACUUUGCAUACACAAAAAUCAACUACAGGGAACCGUUCCCGAACUCAUCUUCGCACAGCUACAGUACCUUUACGUCGUCGACUUGUCACAAAACUACUUUCAGGGAAACAUACCAACUGCCAUUUGGACACUACCCACUCUAAGAUUCGCAUACCUACAUGGAAACGCAUUCACCGGAACUGUGCCCCAAGAACUAACAACAAACCCAUCCUCUGAUCUGGAAGAAAUAUGGCUCAGAGACAAUCAACUCACUGGAGGCAUCCCGCAAUGGUGGACCACUCUCCCAAACUUGGAUGUGCUCAGCGCAAGCAACAACUCAUGGACUGGACAUAUACCAUCUGACUGGUCACAGGCACAAAGCCUCGUUUUCUUGGACGUGUCUGUAAACCAACUCACGGGAACCAUACCACCAUCCCUACUCUAUUCCGUGCCGUCGCUACAGUUCCUCUACCUCGAUUACAACCAAAUCGCCGGAACACUACCCACGAUUGCUGAGAAUGCUCACGAAUUCGACUUUGCCGUCUCCAUUAGCAGAUCAGAUCGCAGAAUGGAAGUACUUUGGCUUCAAAAUAACCAACUAUCCGGAGUCAUCCCCAAUGGAUUUGCGCGGGAAUUCAAACGACUCCGCCAACUAGAACUACAAGGAAACAAACUCGAAGGAACUUGGGAAUGCGUCGAACCAGGAACCGGUGAUGAUGUUUGGCCGCAAUUGCAGGAACUAUCACUGGAUUGUCGCGCUGACCUAACAACAACAAGCGUCGAAAAUUUCGGGACAAAGGAUUCUGGCGCCAAUGCGUCGUCUGGAGUUGAUAUGAGUCUUUGUGACGUAUGCUGUAUUCGAUGCUUUUGA
Seminavis robusta is the source of this 2325-nucleotide messenger RNA. NCBI's taxonomy places the organism in Eukaryota, Bacillariophyta, Bacillariophyceae, Naviculales, Naviculaceae. The record is from the annotation of a GenBank genome assembly.